Messenger RNA from Sparassis crispa, 1635 nucleotides. RefSeq lists its product as hypothetical. The transcript has 20 exons. The record is from RefSeq and is a predicted model, not a curated record. NCBI's taxonomy places the organism in Eukaryota, Fungi, Basidiomycota, Agaricomycetes, Polyporales, Sparassidaceae. Bases 1 to 1635 code for a protein of 544 amino acids. Gene Ontology annotation, molecular function: transmembrane transporter activity. Gene Ontology annotation, biological process: transmembrane transport.
AUGGAGGUCGCAGAGAAGCAGACAGUGUGGAAAUCGAAUGACGAGGCCACCGAGCAAAUCGUCGACAUCUCGGCUUCGGCGUCCGUGAACGCGGGUCCAGAUAUUGAUUUAUUUUCUUACCAUGAACGUAAUGCCGGGCGGCUCGUCGUGGAUCCAGAGGAAGCGAGAGUCGAGUUUGGCGAGGAAGUUGCAAAACGCCUGAAACUUUCUAGCGAUGGAACCAGAGUGCUUUGGCCGCAACCAACUGAUGACCCUGAGGAUCCACAGAACUGGUCCGACGUGCGCAAGAAUUUCCAGUUGUUCAUCGUCACCCUGGCCGCUAUAGUUCCCGAUUUUGACUCUGGUAUAGGUAUCGCGUCCAUUUUCUCCCUCGCGAAGCAAUAUAACACCACAUCCGGCGUAAUCAAUGAUCUUACUUCCAACUGGAGUAUCUUCUUAUUGGGUUGGGGCAGUAUCCUCGCAGUCAUGCUAAUGCGUCGGUAUGGCCGGCUGCCUAUACUGUUCUGGUCUCAAGUUCUUGCAUUGGGCUUCCUCAUUGGCUGUACAUUCGCCCCGACGCUGAAGGUCUUCACUGCUAUGCGCUGCCUGACUGCCUUCUUUGGAACAUGCCCCCAAGUGACGGGCCUGUAUGUCGUCACAGAUCUUUUUCCAUUCCACCUGCAGGCACGUAAGCUGAACAUCUGGACAAUGGGCUUCGUUGUUGCACCUUUCCUCUCUCCGUUCGCAUUCGGUUUUCUAGUCGCUCGCGCGAAUUGGCGCUGGACGUACGGCACUGGAUCGCUCUACGGGGUGGUAGUAGUGCUCUUCAUCACAUUCUUCAUGGAAGAAACAAUGUACGACCGCACGCUCCCAAACCCUCGCCCAAUCCCCCCGCCGCCCUCUCGUCUGCAUCACCGCGUUGAGUUGUUGGUCGGCGUAACCGGAUACCGCAUGGCAAAGUACCGCACGAAGUGGCGUAUUGCCGUAUGGGCGACUGCCGAUGUCUUGUGGCGUCCGCAUAUUCUCUCUAUCCUGGUCUUUGAGGCUAUAUUGUUCGGGUUCACCACUGGAAUAAAUACCACUAAUGCCGUCCUUCUAGACCUUCCCAAACCGGAAGGUUUUGGAUUUAGUCAGUAUGCUAUUGCGGGCGCGUACGCAACGCCAAUCGUAGCCACUAUCAUCGGAGAACUGCUUGGGCAUUAUAUCAACGAUUGGCUAAUGAACUUCUGCGUGAAGCGCAACAAAGGCGUCUUCGAGGCCGAGAUGCGCUUGUGGAUUUGCUAUCUCGCAGUCCCGCUCUAUAUAUGCGGAUUCGUUGUACUUGGUGCUGCGUUUCAACUGCAUCGGGGUGUAGGCGCACUGGUCAUGGGCUGGGGUAUCUCCCAGGUCGCUGUCAUGUUAAACACGGUAGCAGUCUAUGCUUACUGCAACGACUGUUUCCCCAGCAGACAGGGAGAAGUCUCCGCAUGCGUGAACCUCGCACGCACACUGGGUGGUUUUAGCGUAGCCUACUUCCAGGUACCGUGGGUGACACAACAUGGUGCUUUGCAGGCCUUCGGGGUAGAAGCUGCGGUGGUCACUGCGUUGUUCCUGCUGGUUGUACCUGCGCUCCAGAUAAAAGGCGCAUCCCUAAGGGCAAAAUUUUCCUUGUACUAG